UUCAACAUCUCUCGAUAUCUCUCUACUUCUUAUACAUACCCACACCACGGCCAUGGCCACAGCAUGGGAAGCCAUGAACGUACAGCAAGCAGCCGAAACUCGGUGGGAGCACGAGGCCUCCACAGUGAGGUGCAAGCGCCUUCGCCCCCUCACACUUUCUCUCUCUACACCGGCGGCAACUCCUUCCUCGGAAAGCAACAGCGGCAUUGCGACCCCCACCUUCAUUCGCUGCCCUCCCCGCAAAGCGGCUGAAGCCGCGCAGCAGCAACAGGCGACGGCAGAAGCUAUGCCCCAGGCGCAGGUGGGGAGCACGCGGUGGAACCCCACGCAGGAACAGAUUGCCAUUUUGGAGAUGCUUUAUAGAGGAGGAAUGAGGACCCCGAACGCGCAGCAGAUUGAGCACAUCACUGCUCAGCUAGGGAGGUAUGGGAAGAUAGAGGGGAAGAAUGUGUUUUACUGGUUUCAGAACCAUAAGGCACGAGAGAGACAGAAGCAGAAGCGCACUAGCGGCGCCCUCACUCUCGGCCUCACCACCACCACCACCAUCGCCGCAGCUUCCUCCACCGCUAAGGGAGAAGGGGAAGGGUGUUUCUUCAAGCGCAAAUGCAGGAGUUGGGCACUUCAGAGCUUGGAUUUGGAAGAGGAGGAGAGAAGUAGGUUUCAAGCAGAUAAGACUCUUGAGCUCUUCCCAUUACACCCUGAAGCCAAAGAAGAAAGAUGAUGGGGGUUGGCCCUCCUUUGUUGUUAUAUAUGUUCUCUCUCUCUAAGUAUUUUUACAAGAUGCAAUGCCAUGAAAUGAAAGCUCUCUCUCUCAUGCUUGCAAA
Molecule: messenger RNA, 824 nt
Organism: Amborella trichopoda
Lineage: Eukaryota; Viridiplantae; Streptophyta; Magnoliopsida; Amborellales; Amborellaceae
Product: WUSCHEL-related homeobox 4
Biological process (GO): cell division; phloem or xylem histogenesis; procambium histogenesis
Cellular component (GO): nucleus
Molecular function (GO): DNA-binding transcription factor activity; DNA binding
Source: RefSeq, a predicted model, not a curated record